AUGUCUCAAACCAUACAAAAUCUAUUUCCGGAGAUGAACAUUUCAGUCGCAUCUCUUCCAGCGACACUCCUACUCUCCGCCCUGCCACAUUGGUACAGUAUCUACCUAGCACAGUCCAAUCGAGUGCAGGGCGGUUGGUCAAACCAGAAUCCACGAGCCUUCGUCGCGCGAUUGAACGCCAAAGCCGGGAGUGGCAAGAAGCUGACUGACUUGGAGGAAACCAUUCUGCGAGGACAAAGUGCACAACAGAACGGGUUCGAGUGGUGGCCAGUAUGGGCAGCUGCGGUCGCUUUUGGGUAUCUCAGCAACGUGCCGCUAGCUGAUAUGAAUCAAUAUACACUAAUUCAUCUAUCUAUGCGCAUGGUGUACAACUAUCUCUACGUCACGACAAAGACUCGCCGUGCGAGCUACUUACGCACAAUUGUGUUUCAACCUACUCUCUACUUUAGGUUUAUCCUUUAG
Molecule: messenger RNA, 462 nt
Organism: Clonostachys rhizophaga
Lineage: Eukaryota; Fungi; Ascomycota; Sordariomycetes; Hypocreales; Bionectriaceae
Source: the annotation of a GenBank genome assembly